This is a messenger RNA of Oppia nitens, 1200 nucleotides long. RefSeq names its product probable periplasmic serine endoprotease DegP-like. Gene Ontology annotation, biological process: proteolysis. Lineage: Eukaryota; Metazoa; Arthropoda; Arachnida; Sarcoptiformes; Oppiidae. Gene Ontology annotation, molecular function: serine-type endopeptidase activity; protein binding. The transcript has 4 exons. Bases 10 to 1200 code for a protein of 396 amino acids. The record is from RefSeq and is a predicted model, not a curated record.
GUCAUUAAUAUGAAUCGAUUGUCACAAAAGAUUCAAUUGAAAAUUAUAAUAAACUGCUUAUUAUCGGUUGGGCCGACAUAUCAUAAUUAUUAUUAUUAUCGUAAUCGCCAGCGAUUUACGCUAACACUAUCACAAUUGAUGGCACCGGUGUGUCUGAGAAAGGUUAGAAUGGAUGCUAGCGUUGAACACAUUGGACAGUUGUAUAAAGACUGCAAGCCGUGGGUCGUCCAAGUGAUUGUCCACAAUAUUACACUAUUAAAUGAACAGACCUCACACAACGGCACCGGCUUUAUAGUGGACAGUGAAUUGGGACUAAUUGUUACCAACUAUCAUGUGGUGAGCGAUAAUCCUUGUGUGACCAUUGAGUUUCCCAACAAUUUUUCCGAAUGGAGAUUCAUUGAGGGAAAACUGUCGAGUAAUGCCGACACCGAUACCAUAACCGGAAAAAUUGUUUAUAUUGAACCGCAACACGAUUUAGCGCUGAUACAAAUGAGACAAUAUGUGGCCUAUUCUUUGCCAAAUCUAGAACUGUCGGAUACGGUUCCCGAUGUUGGCGAUGAAGUGAUAACUAUUGGUUAUCCUGAUGUUCACAAUACAAUCCAAUAUGGCUUUAUUUGUUCAGUGCCGCACCAAAUAGACAUCAAUAUUGGAUAUCUAUUCAAUUUCGAUAGAUAUUCAGAUCCCAAUCAUACGUAUACUCUUCAUUCGUCUCCCGGAUGGCCCGGCAGUUCGGGUGGUCCCGUCAUUGAUAUGAAUGGCCGAGUUAUUGGCGUACACUUUGCAUCCUUAGACUACAAACUAAAUAUUGCCACCAAAUUAACCGAUGUUUAUGCAUUUAUUCAAAAGGGAAAACAUUAUAUGAACAGUAAUCUCAUUGAAUUACUUAAUGAAAGACAACAACGAUUUAAAAGACCAAACAAUUUGGGAGUUAUUUUAAGAGGAUUUAUUGUUCAAGGUUUCACAUAUAAUGCCAUAAAUGCCAGAGAUCAACUUGAAGUCAAUGAUAUCAUAACAGCUGUAAACGAGACUCAACUCACAGAUUGGAGACAAUUGACGUCUGCUUUAGACAACAUCACUGAUGACCAGAAUCUUCGGCUAACAGUUAUGAGAGAGAGAAGACUUGAAACUGGAAAACGAAUACUAAAUGAAUUGAAUCUACAAAUUAAGCCACAAAACAAUAUCAAUGAAUUUUAUUUUUAA